AUGCUGAUGAAGCCAUCCUUCUUCUGGUACUUCCUAACGACAAUCCUCCUCAUCCUCCUGCCUGAAAAAUCUGGUGCUCUGCCAAUUUCCUUGGUGACAUCCAACACGGCCGUGGAAAUAGUGCAAAACAUUGCCUCUGCAGUGGCGGCACCACCCAAGAGAAAUGGGAAGCGUGUCCGUUCCAGAAGGAGAUUCGAUGAUGAUGAUAUUUUCCGUGUGGAGGGAAUUGGAGGGUCGGUAAUGACCAACGGAAAGGAGGAAGCGGCUCUGAGUGGCGCAUUAGAACCCGUGGGACAAGCGAAUCUAUUGGCACCUCUACAAGAAGAUGAUGAUAAUCCAAAAGAACAAGUGUGGACAGCACUAUCCCGACUGGAAUCCAACAUGGAAAUGUUGGAUGAAUUGGCGGGGCAAAAAUCACAACUAAACACCCUGGAAGCAACUAUCCUCGCGGGAUGUAUAGCAGCCGCCGCUUCAGGACCUUUGAUUGGAGGAUCCUUGACGGAAUUUGUGGCACCUUCGGCUGCGGCAUUAUGCGCUGCCAUUGGAGUCGGAGCAGAGUAUGUUGGUAAGACGGCUGUGGCCGAUGGUAAAGAGCUUGCAGCAAUAUCUCUGCAAUGUGCAGCCGAAGCUGAAGCUAUACUAGCCCAAGCCGAACGUUCCAAAGCCAUCACCCCACUAUGUGUGGGAAUCGGAGCAACGUCGGCGACUUGCAGUCUGGUAAUACCGGCAGUCUUGGAAGCCAGUGGCUUGUUGUAUUCGGCGCCUGGCGUCAGAGAGCUCUAUUUACUAUGCCCCGUUGCAGCCGUUCUGUCAGCUGCCAUUGGUGGUUUGGCAUCACAAGAAGUGCGACAAUUUUCACGAGCAGCCAUUGGAGUUGGAAAUAGGCGGUUUGCUAGGUCUGGGUCCGUGGGACGCACAUGGCUCAGUGCUGGACAGCAAAUCGCCAGAAAGUCUGAAACAGGGCGCAAAAAGUUGACAACCUUCACUCUCAGUGUUAUUCCGGCCCCUUUGGUGGGAGUCCUGAUGCCCGGUAGUCUGGCCACCAAAACUAUCAUUGUCUGUGCCUUUGCAGCGGCCGAGUCGGCAUAUUUUCUGGCAGAAACAGAGUACACAUUGUCUCGUGCAACAGAUGCGGUUGCCCUGAAAAGUCGAAGUGCUGCUGUCUGCGAUACCUACGCCAAUCAGGCUACCCGAAGUGCUGCCAUUCUCCCCUUCACAUCGGCCCUCUCGGCACUUUGUGCAGCAACCACAGCAGCCAUUGUGGAAUUGCCUUUCUUUGAGGCAUCCACGUCAGCUCUGAUCACAGCCGGUCAAGUGGUCGGGAUCAGCUUUUUCCCGACCUGCGCUGCUUUGCUUGCAGGAGCUGCAUCUGUGUCCAAGGCAAGAUGUGAAGUGGAUACCGAAGCAGCCAUGGAAGCUGCCUCUACUCUUGCCCUGGAGUAUGAGGAGAAUUCCAAACUGAGCCCCGUGUUGAAACCAAUACAAGCUACCUCGGAACUGAUCAGCUUGACGCUCGGCAACUCAAUGGGAAAACCAGUCCGACGGUUUUGGCGACGACUGGGCCUGAUCUUGAGAAUCCCGAGACGAUGGUUUUUCCGAAGUAGUCUACGAAGGGCUUUUAGGAUCUUUGAUAGCGACAGGGACGGCUUAUUGUCUGUUUCCGAGAUUCGACGAUGCGUCAAUAAACUGGGGGUUUCCCUGUCGGAGGACGAGGUUUCGGACAUGGUCAGGGACUAUGACCAAGAUGGCGAUAAUAAGAUCAACUACGAUGAAUUCGUCAAGAUGAUGAUGUCGAGAUGA
This is a messenger RNA of Seminavis robusta, 1800 nucleotides long. NCBI's taxonomy places the organism in Eukaryota, Bacillariophyta, Bacillariophyceae, Naviculales, Naviculaceae. The record is from the annotation of a GenBank genome assembly.